Messenger RNA from Branchiostoma belcheri (Belcher's lancelet), 750 nucleotides. RefSeq lists its product as uncharacterized. NCBI's taxonomy places the organism in Eukaryota, Metazoa, Chordata, Leptocardii, Amphioxiformes, Branchiostomatidae. The coding region runs from base 1 to 750 and encodes 249 amino acids. The record is from RefSeq and is a predicted model, not a curated record. The transcript has a single exon.
AUGGCUUCCAACAGCAAGGAGUGUGAACCAAUAGAGAUGAGAAAUGAUAGUGGCGACGAGAAAUGCUGUCAUAUUACCGACAAAGCCAAGCAGAACAGGAAGGCUAGACUACGCCAGUUCGACACCAACUCCGAAACAGAAGAUAUGGAAGCAACUUCAGGGGUGUAUUGUUUGGAUAGUGACAGCGAAACAAACAGCGCUUUCAACUCUUCUACCCUCGCCUGGUUUGAAGGUAGCCAGAGAGUCGACUCCAACUCCGAAACAAGAGAUCUGGAAACAACUUCAGGGGUGUUUUAUUCCGAUAGUGACGACGAUCUUGGCCCGAAGCAAAAAAGAUUCAAGCGGUGGCACAUCUAUGAACCUAUUGAGGGCCGUGGAGACACCGAAGAGAUAACAGAGCAAGAGUACAAGAGCGACGACAAUGAUGAAUAUGAAGAAGAUGGCUUCGUAGUCUUUGGAGAUAAGGUGGAAGAAGUUAUAUUGUCAGAAUCGGAGGAAGAAGCCAUGACUACCAGCAGUGAGGAAGACUAUAACAGUGACUUCUUUAACAGUAGCAAUGCUCGUGUUUCACAGAAACGGUGCAUAAAACCCAAACAAAACCGCCGUUGUUUUCGUGGUAGAUCGAGGAGUACUAAGGUCGAGCCAUCUCACUCUCCUAAAUCCGAUCCUGAACUGCAGGAGUCCCCAGAAUCUCCAGCAUCGCCCACUGACCGCGGUAUGUACGUAAAUCUCCCCUCCUGCAGCAACUAA